Molecule: messenger RNA, 1194 nt
Organism: Phytophthora sojae
Lineage: Eukaryota; Oomycota; Peronosporomycetes; Peronosporales; Peronosporaceae
Exons: 8
Coding region: 1-1023 (340 amino acids)
Source: RefSeq, a predicted model, not a curated record
AUGACUGGAGGAGCUGUCAUACCUCUCUGUUCUCAAGGUAAUCGAGGCCAGGCUCAUACAACAGGCAGCAGAAGGUUGCCGCCCGAGCCCAUGAAGGUGAUGGAGCAAAUGGACGCGCUCAACGCCGGCGUCGAGCUCACGGUCAAGACCUCGCUCGGCCACAUGCCCGCCUACGUAGCCAUGGAAGCAAGUCGCAAGAUGGUCUCAGUCGCUGCUAAAGACUGUUGGUCCGUGUGUACUAACUGUUCUAUGCUACUGUUUCUCCAGGUCAAACUGCUUUGGAUAAGACGAAGAGAGCGCAAACACUUGUCAAGAGGACGAACAUUAAGAGGCGGUUGCACCGACCGUCGUUUGCGCUGCCCGAUACAAAGGCAGAGCGGCGUGGCCGCUGAACCUAUAUGCGCUGAAUGCGCUCUGCCGCGUUGGCGGCUCAGUUCCGAUUUCCUCCCCGCCUGCGUAAUGCAGGCGCGAGACUUACCGCUUCCUGGCCAACUCCAGGUGCGCCUAACUGUGAAACCUGGUGACCCCUUUACUGCAUGUAGGGAUAAAAUAGCUCCGGUCGACUUCAUCUUCCAGGUCGAGACUGGUUAUGGAGGCCUGCGCGGAGCUGUGGAGGGAAUGUUCCGCCCUGAGUUUGAGCUGUAUCUGAAGCCAAGCAACAACGUCCCUCAACGCGAUUUCUCGGUGAUCCAAGAAGGAGAGCGCGAGUUCAAGGUGCAGCUCGAGCCAGUACGCCGAGGAUCAGCAUUCGUGCGCGAGCAAUCGCUUGAAGCUGGACCAGCGACCCAGCGCUACAUGAGUGCACGACAAGCCAGCCUACCGGACGACGCCACGAUUCAGACGCCAGAAGACGCCACGUGUCGACAACUGCAGUCGAUUGAUCAGCAAGAAGAGGCUAUGCAAGCUGAUCAAGAAGCUGCAGACAAGACCAACAACGCUGAGUACCAUGCCAUCAGGGUUUAUGCUCGAGGGAGCGGCGGUCCCGCUUCGGCUGAAAGUGUCCGACUUAAAGCUGGCGCUUAGCCGCCAUCGUACUCGCUGCGUCCACCGUUUAGGCCACCAUCAGCCACCGCCAUUCCCGAUCCUGAAGUUGACAUGGAAGACGUCGACCACCGUCAGCAAGACGACUGAACUUACCAGGGAUGAAGUGUUUUCAUUAAUUUGUGAUGUUAAUCGAAAGCUUGUUUGAACCAU